AUGAAAGAAGGAAAACAAAACGUUGUAGUUAGCCAUGGUGAUUCUAAAAAUAACAAACGUCUCCGGGAAAAAAAAAGAAAUUCAGCGGACAACAAUGAUCAGCAUAAUGAGUUACUAAAAUAUAAGCAGAGCUUUUACAUAAUCAGGAAAACGAUCAACCUUAUAAAAAAUCACUACAGCAAUAAAAUAAACAAGUCGGACACCCUGCGGGAGAGGGAGCGGAAGCACCUGUCCCACCUGAAGCGGGAAAAUGUCAUUCUAGAAGAUAAGUGCACCUUUUACGCUGAACAUGUAGAGGAGCUAAAGAAGAUAUACACAGAGCAGAUAAAACUUAAGAAUAACAAAAUAGAAAAUCUGCAAGAUGAGUUGGACAAAAUGAGGCAAACCACGGAGGGUGAAGUCGAGUCCAACAGCACACGAAUACUUAAAUUGCGAGAGGACCAAAUAGAGAGACUGUCGCAGCAACUGGAGUCCAUCAACGGCUUGUACCACAAGCAAGUCGACAGUAACAAAAAAUUGAUGAAGGAGAUAGAAGAAGUUAACAAAAGCAUUUUGUACCUUAAUAAUAAAAUACAGGAAGAAAAAAACAACCGCGACAAUGUUAGGAGAAGGCUCAAAUAUUACAAACGAUACACGAAAAAUAAGAAACGAUUCAAGCUGAACUUUGACAUGAUGAUGGAUGAUGAAGAAAAUGGACGAGGGGAUAAUGAAGAGGAGGAUAUUUGUGUGUCUGUCUUAUGUCACUUAAAAACCGAACUAGACAUGAUAGACGAAGAGAAUAAAAAGAAAACUGACAAGAGAGGAGUCCAUGAUGGAGACAACAAUUGGAAUAAAAACAGAAACAAAUACACUGAAAAGGACAGGAUAAAAAUUCAGAGCAAUAAUUUUUUUCAAAAAAUUUUUGAAUCAAAUUAUAACAAAAAAAAAAAAAAAAAAAAAAACUACUCUAUUCGAUACAAUUUACAAAAAACAAUUUUUUUCCUUUUACGAAAAAGCCUUUACUGA
Messenger RNA from Plasmodium fragile, 1005 nucleotides. RefSeq lists its product as uncharacterized. Lineage: Eukaryota; Apicomplexa; Aconoidasida; Haemosporida; Plasmodiidae. The coding region runs from base 1 to 1005 and encodes 334 amino acids. The transcript is spliced from 11 exons. The record is from RefSeq and is a predicted model, not a curated record.